This is a messenger RNA of Paramacrobiotus metropolitanus, 1723 nucleotides long. RefSeq lists its product as uncharacterized. The coding region runs from base 1 to 1380 and encodes 459 amino acids. NCBI's taxonomy places the organism in Eukaryota, Metazoa, Tardigrada, Eutardigrada, Parachela, Macrobiotidae. The transcript has 15 exons. The record is from RefSeq and is a predicted model, not a curated record.
AUGGUCCAGCUGGGCCCACUGCCCGGCACCGAUAUGGUGGCCGCCGUGACCCAAGUUCUCCUGGAUAAUCAGUGGACCAAAACCUGGGCUUGUACUGUCCGCCAGAUCGAUGUCCAGCAAGUGUACAUUCCCCAUGCGUACACCAAUCUGGCGGUAUUUGGGAAAGAACAAUACCGUGGUGUACUGAAUGAACUGCGUAAUCACACGCGAGUGAUCCUUGUCUUCAUCAACCCACCUCUGCUGCGGGAAUUCAUGAUUACGGCUUACGAAUUAAACAUGACAAAUGGAGACUUUUGGCUAACAAGAUUUUUUCACCUUGGCGCUGCAAUAACACCCGGUAGUCCGUAUUUGCUCAGUUGGAAAGCGAAUGACGCGGAUGAUGAGAAAGCCAGGAAAGCCUUUGAAUCGGUAAUUAUCUCAUCGGACACACUCUUCGAAUGGGAUGACCUGGAGGAAUUUAUCAAUAAAACCGCUCAAACAUCCCAGAGUGUUUACAACAUCACUGUCCCGCUCAAUUACCGGAAAAACGAAGCCACGGCGCUAAUGUACGAUCUGCUGUCGAAUUUUGCCGAGUACCUUAAUCGAUCUGUCGAUCAAAUGGCCAACAUGACACCGGCACAGUUCGCGCACAACCUCCGCCAGCAGAUGUAUAGCAAACGGUCAAGUUCCACCCGCGUUGCCAGAUCCGGCAUGGCCAGCUUCCUCAUUCCGUUGCUGCGCUUGAACCCCCGCAACGGCAAAUUCGAGCUGGCUGCAAAGUAUGAUACGGAAAUACAGAAACUUCACAUUGUGGAUCCGGAGCUUUGGAAAUGGCAUAAUUCCACAGCGUUUCCGACCAAUGAUCCCAAAUGUGGAUUUGAUGGACAGCAUUGUCUGGCUUUAGGAAAUGACCUGACCAUCACACUGUUAGUACUCGGUCUUUGCGCCCUAAUAAUUAUGGCGUGUGGAGCUAUACACUAUUAUCGGCAACGGAUAAAAGAGCAAGAAUUUCGGCAUAUGUUUCUUUAUAAGCCCGGUAUAACGCCAUCCACCGGCAAAUAUUCCAUCAAAUCACACGAAAGUGUCUGUGCAUUAACGUACCAUGGACCGUCGCUGCAAUUAGACAAUCAGCAGGUUUUGUCCAUUUCCCUUCCGGAUAGACUGAACGUCAAGCUCUUGUCGCGGAAUAAAGCCUUUCGGAACAUAAGUUUAACGGUCCAUGGUUUGUACCACGCCAAUGUCGGGCGGUUUUAUGGGGUAAAAGUUGAAGAGAAAGGCCCGUGUGAAUUAUUAAUGGAGUUCAGUCAUCGUGGCACCUUACAUGACGUCCUCAGUCGAAGAACAAUUUCACCGAUGUGGCCGUCCGGCUGUCGUUUCUCUAUGACCUCGUCAAAGGAUUGAUGUAUAUACACAGUUCGGCGCUGGGAUACCAUGGAACGCUAACCGCUACAACCUGCUUCAUCGAUAGCCGGUUCACGUUGAAAAUAUCGCACGCCGGCUUCGACCGAAUAUCCCAAGCGGUGAACACCGAGCCGAAAAUGAUGCGCGUUAAACAAAGCAAAAACCAUUUGAUAGUAUGUCGUGCGGAUGACGUGCACGGUUUUGGCAUCAUUGCAUUUGAUGCCUUAAAGCUAAAAGCUUUGUCGUCACUCACCGAGGAUGGAACGGUAAAGAAGACCCCACUGGAGAUCGAUAUUGAGGAUUGUAUGCGGAGCGACUACAAUCUACGACCGCCAAUAUUUGG